CUGGAGCAUGCUCUUUGCACAAGGCCAUUUGCUUGAAUUGAAUCAUUGUAGCCUAAUCAAUGGUCUUAUUGGAUUACUGGCUGUUGCGGUUCUCAAAGAUAUUGUAGCAGAGACAAUGAAAUAGCUAGAGUAAAACUUUUUUCUCCUUUAGUGGAUCACGCAGUUGAGAUUUUUCACGGGCUAUCUCUCUCUCCCCUCCCUCUCUUGCUCCCUCCCUCUCUCUCUCCCUCUUUCUCCCCCUCUCCCUUUCUCCCCCUUCCUGGAUCCACUGCACACAAAGCUGGCUUUUUUUUGCUUUUUUUUUUUUUUUCAAUGAGCAGGCUCUGCGAAUAGGUUCAGUGUUUGCGAAGGUGCAGAAUUAGCACACACACAUGCACGCACACACACACACACAGAGGGAGAAGCACAAAAAGCAAGUAUCGGGACUGAAAUAAGGAGAGAGUUGUAUUGUUGAGUACCUGAUCACUGGGCGCUCUGGGAAGCUGGACCGUCACAUUAAGGACGCUGGGACUGAGGAAGCCGCUGCUUUUCCAGUGGGAUAAAACCCGACCUUCCUUACUCAAGGUGCUUUACAGAUCCCCACCGAUCUGACCCUAAGCCGUGCAAUAUCCAGCAUAGACUUCGUCUUCUUCUUCUACUACUACUCUUCUAUAUUUUUGGGUGGCUUUUUUCUUUUCUUUUGUUUUUAUUGCACUACAUGUUUGGGAAACAAGACAAAAUGGACGUUAGAUGCAGUUCAGAGACUGAAGCUAACAGGGUCUCGAAGAACGGACAUAAAGAGGGCAAAGAAAGCAAAGGGUCUGAAGGAAAUAUUUCUACUUCUUUUUUGAAGGAUCAACAAGGAACUUUUUCUGCCUCUGCAGCUACGGAAGAUUGUAAUAAAAGUAAAUCUAGUUCGGCUGAUCCGGACUAUUGCAGGAGGAUCCUAGUUAGAGAUGCCAAAGGUUCAAUCAGAGAGAUUAUUCUGCCUAAGGGGCUUGAUCUGGACCGUCCCAAGCGGACCCGCACCUCCUUCACGGCCGAGCAGCUCUACCGCCUGGAGAUGGAGUUCCAGCGCUGCCAGUACGUCGUGGGGCGGGAGCGCACCGAGCUCGCCCGCCAGCUCAAUCUCUCCGAGACUCAGGUCAAGGUCUGGUUCCAGAACCGGCGCACCAAGCAGAAAAAGGACCAGGGCAAGGACUCGGAGCUGCGGUCGGUGGUAUCCGAGACCGCCGCCACCUGCAGCGUCCUGCGGCUGCUGGAGCAAGGCCGGCUGCUCUCCCCACCGGGGCUGCCCGGCCUCCUGCCGCCCUGCGCUACCGGAGCCCUGGGUUCGGCGCUGCGCGGCCCCGGCCUGGCAGCGAGCAGCGGCAGCGCGGCGGCGGCGGCGGCUCCCGCCGGGGGCUCCCCGCACCCCCCGGCCGCCAGCAGCGCGGCGGGGCCCCCCCCUCCGGCAGCGCUACACGGAGCGGCCACCGCCGGGCACGGGCUGUUCGGGCUGCCGGUGCCCGCGCUGCUGGGCUCGGUGGCCGGGCGGCUCUCCUCCGCGCCCCUGGCCGUGGCCGGCUCGCUGGCGGGCAACUUGCAGGAACUGUCGGCCCGCUACCUGAGCUCGUCCGCCUUCGAGCCCUACUCCCGGACCAACAAUAAAGAAAGCGCUGAGAAAAAAGCACUGGACUGACUCUAAGUAACUUCCCCGUAUUUAUAUUUAUAGUCUCUAUUUGUGGCGGUAUUUAUGGGACGGGCGGCGCGGCGGCCUGCCGGCAGCCCCCUCCCUCGCCGCCGCCUCCCAGCCCCGCGGCGCGGUUCCCUCCGCGGGCCGGGGCGGAGCGGGGACCGGGGCGGAGCGGGGCCCCGGUGCUCUCGGGGCGAGGUGAGGCGGCUGCCGGGGGACCUUCUCCGGAGCCCGGCGAAAGCGGGGCAGCCCCCGCGGCUCUCCCUGCCCCGCCGACCCGGGGAUCCGUCGGUCCUUUCGGGGGGGGAUGUCUGUCUGUUCGUUUGCUUUGACACCGUUAGGAAAGGGACGGAGAGGGAGAGCGGACAGGGUGCGGUUUGGCCGGGCUCUUUAGGCUCGUCUGUAGCCAAUGCCAAGCGAGGGAGGAUUUCAGAGAGGGGAAGAUGGAGCCACCAGGUGAUGCCCCCCCCCCUUUUUUUUUCUUUCUUUUUAUUUUUUCCCUCCCCCGACUUCAGUGACUCCUAAGCACAGAGGUUUGGGGGCUCCACCUGUGGUUCCCGUUUCACUCACACUCACUGCACUACAGUCCCCGGGUAAAGUCCUUGCCGUUUGCCCUUAAUACCAGCCAGGAAAAUGUCCAGCAACUUUUCUUUUCCACGAUAAAUCUUGAACGUGGGAAGGGCCGGAACGGACUGCCUUGACAAUACACCCACGAAGCGGGGAGACAGAAACCAGUGGCUGCAGAGAUUUUGAAUAAAACUGUCUCUCCCUUCGAGAUAACAUAACGCCCCCUUUUUUUCUUUCUUUCUUUUUUUUUUUUUUCAUUCCCACGGGCCAGUCCUGCGGACUUUAUCUGCAAAAGCAAAUAUGCAGAUAAAUAAUGGAAGUCGCGACUCGAUUUGCAUCCAGAUCUGUUGCGAUGGUAAUUUUUUUCCUUUUUUUUUUUUUUUUUUUCGUAUUUCAUUUUUCCAAAUAAUUUCCGUAUGCACCUGAUUAAAGAAAAAAUCUUUACCCUUCCUUCCUCCUAAAAUAACCCCUCGUACAUCGCUCACGCUUCUUUUAAAACAAACGUAAAAUAUAAAAAGCAUAUCCUUUGUUGUUAUUUUUGUACUUUAAAAUACAUCUAUGUAACAAUCUUUUUUUUUUUUCCCUUCAGAAUUCUUACUGCUAUUUUCUCCAGAAAUCUAUGUAUUUCAUUCUCUAGUAUUCCGGAUCGAAUAUUUCCUGUUGAAUUUCGGUACUUGAAUUUGCAAGAAAAGGGGUACUGUAUGUAGUUAGUUCUUUGGAAAAACGAAAAGAAGAAAUAUUUCUUUACUUUGGUUUUAAGUUUCUUUUUUUUUCUUUAAACUUUAACACAUGGCGUUUACAAAUUGUAUAAAUACGUGCCACCAAAUUGUAACCAAAAAAAAAAAAUUACAAAAAGUGGAAUGGUUGCUGUAGUGUAUAGAAUUAAUUAUAGACCAGAACUGGACAGAAGGAUCUGGACCGAAAGAAAAUAGUAAUUUUAUUGUAAAUUAUUUACGUUUGAAGUUUCUAGGCAACUAGUUGGAAAAGAUAAUGGAUGAAUCGAGCGCUGAGCCCUUGCUACUAACUUUUGUUCUGAAUGUUUUGGAUAUUUGGAUGUUUUGUAUUUAUGUGGUGAGAGUGAAAUAUAUUAUAUCUAUAUGAUGAUGGAA
This is a messenger RNA of Columba livia (rock pigeon), 3330 nucleotides long. It is a transcript of the gene VAX1, whose product is annotated as ventral anterior homeobox 1. Gene Ontology annotation, biological process: regulation of transcription by RNA polymerase II; central nervous system development; neuron differentiation. Lineage: Eukaryota; Metazoa; Chordata; Aves; Columbiformes; Columbidae. Gene Ontology annotation, molecular function: DNA-binding transcription factor activity, RNA polymerase II-specific; RNA polymerase II cis-regulatory region sequence-specific DNA binding. The coding region runs from base 698 to 1660 and encodes 320 amino acids. The record is from RefSeq and is a predicted model, not a curated record. The transcript has 4 exons. Gene Ontology annotation, cellular component: nucleus.